GGGUCCAAGGUAUUAAAAUCUUCACAGGAUACAACUAGCACAUCAGAGGGUAGUGAUGUCAAUACACCCCAGCUUACCACCGAUGUCAAGUCUUCUUCAAAUAACCACACUGGGGACCCUCCUGAGCUUAAUAAAGUUCUUCCAUCCUUGGCUGAUAUUAAGGCAAUAACCAAACCAUCAAAAGACGCUAAUCUGCCUGUUGAUAUUUUGUUACUUACAGUUACAAACUGUGAGUUCUUGGCUUGUUACAGUGAGUUAAAAAACCCCUAUAAAUGUUGGUUUGAUGGUCUUGGCUAUGUCUACUUUUCUGAUGCGGAGGUGAAAGUUGCUUUAUUAAGAUGUUACAGAAAUGGUAUUGGUCCUGGUGGUGCUCUUGUAUCUGUAAAGAAUGCUACCUCUGUGCUACGUCCCAAAGCAGUCGUUUCAGUAGGAACAUGUAGUGGCCUCAACCCUGCAAAAUCCAAGUUAGGAGAUGUUGUUGUAUCUGCCAAAUUAGCAACUUAUGCAUCAAAGGUAGUGACCAGCAAUCAAGAGCAGUCUACUGGUAUGAGAAGUUAUGUGAGCAAACGCUUCCUAGAUGUCAUUAAGAAUUGCGCUGAUGGCUGGCAAGCACCGUUGAAGAACCCUGAAGCUCAGCAGGUUCAAGUUUAUACUGAUGCUGAGGUUCUGAGUGGGCCGGAACAAGUCAGAGCUGAGUGGCGGCGUGAUCAACUUGCUGAAACCAAUCCUCAGGCAAUGGCAAUAGAAAAUGAAGGAGAAGGUGAGUUGACUACUUAUUUAAACUGUCAGUCUUUAUUAGUAUGUGCCUUUUUGUGUGUUUGUUUUGUUUUCGUUGGAUACUAACAAACCUGAAAAAAAUGGAAAUGAGAAGCAACAUUCUUUCUACAGCUGUAUGUCAAAAAAAAGAUGUGGGGAGGGGAUGGUUCAUUUAAUAAUAAUAAUAAUAGUAGUAGUAGUAAUAAUAAUAAUAAUAAUAAUAAUAAUAAUAAUAAUAAUAAUAAUAAUAAUGAUAAUAGCAAAAUCCCUGGCAACAUCAACAUAAAGUCAUGAACUCCAGAAAAUAACUCUUGUUUCUACAGCCCACCUCCUCAGGUGGGUCCUCUCCAUCAAGUAGAAACCCUCUUUGCCUCCCACAGUCCAUGGUUUGGACUUGGAUGUUGAGAGAGAAAUCAGUCGUAAUUACACUAGUAUAUCUUAUAUUAUUAUUAUAAUAAUAAUAAUAAGUAACACCUAUAUACAAUGUAGUGCUAAUAGGACAAUUGCACGAUGUUGUCAUUUUACUACAACUACCAGAAUCCUUCAGUUUUCUGUUUUCUUGUGCAAAUUAAGGCUAUUGUUCUUUAAACCUCAGUGGAAUUGACAAAUUUAAAUAAGAAAGCAAAGACAAAAUGAAUUCUGGUAGUUGUAGUCAAACAUCGUCAUCGUGAAAAUGGCCUAUUCCAUAAAGUUCAUUAGCACUUUACAAUAAAAAUAAUAAUAAUAAUAGAAUUAUUAAGAAAACAAAGAAUAAGUAAAUCAAAUUGGGUCAUCCAGCCAACAGAUUUGGAAGUUGAUUUGGAAUGAACACAAAAGUCAAUUAUUGAGUGCAGUUAUUGGCCCAAUAUCUGCAGAUGUAUGUUGUUAUUGGUUUGUGAGGGCAAUACCCAAUCAAAAAAUGGAGGCCACCUUGACUCUGCAGCACAAAGAAAAAAUGGUGGACGGAACUCCCAGAAGGCUUUGCAUAGCCUAUUCCUCCUUCAUUGGGUCCAAUUUUUGCAGCAAGGGGACAGGUCAUUUUAGGUUAUCUGGCAAACAGAUUUGGAAGUCAAUUUGAACAAACACAAAAUUAUUGCAGAAAGUUAUUGGCUUAUAUCUACACCGAAUGAUUAUCUAAACACAGGAUUCAAUAAAUGUUGUUAGCCUGUACGAGAGCUGCAGAAAAAAUGCCCUCCCAUGGUCCCCAUGGGAAAAGCGUUCACUUGUUGCAAUUCUCUCCCUGCGUGUGAAAAGUCUUUCCUUACAAUUAAAAAAGGAUUUUGCUAUUUGUAGAUUGGGUUAAAUGCAAUAUCCAACAGAAAUAAAACUGAAACUUAAUUUGCUUUGCAAUUUUUAGGAAACAUAAUAUAAUAAUUAAUUUUAUUAUAUAGAUACUGAUAAAAUACCAGGAUUUUUCCUUUUACUAAAAAAUCAUAUCUUCAUCGCAUGCAGUGAAGAUGCUAUUUUUAUCUUUCACAUGUGAGGAUAUUGGUGUCGCCAUGGACACUAACAUGAUUAGACAAUUACAAGAGAGCUUCCCGCUCAGGCGUGAGGCCGGUUCUUGUGAAAUUUUGAAAUAUAAGUAUUAUUGUCUUUAUUUCUCCUUUAUAACUUUAUAUCCGAGUUUCAUAACAUUUUUGGGACAGGCAUUUUGGGAUAGGUGACCACUUUAAUUGUACUAUUUUGCUGUUUCGAAAAUGAAUAAAAAAAGUUGUGUUUUAUGUAGGAAUUUCAUCAGUAUCUGUAAAAUAAACAGAACAUUACAUGGCCACGCAGGGAUACAAAUUUUAUCUUCGAGUGCUGAAAGUAUCUCUCACGAGUGAGCGAAGCGAACAAGUGAGAGAUAAUCUCAGCACUGGAAGAUAAAAUUUGUAUCCCCGCCUGGCCAUGUAAUAUCCUCUAUAUUAAUUAAGCCAGACUGUUGAAAAAGGUAUUUAAAACAUAAAAAUAGGCCCUGUCACAUUUUAUAAGCGUAGAAAGAAAGACAUUAAUUUUUGGAAUUUCCAGUUAGAUCAGAUUAGUCAGGUUAGUACUUUCAUGCUAUAUUUUUGGAAAAAGAGGGAUGAGGGUGAGUUAAUGUCCAAUCCCAAUCAUCUCUUGCUUCAAAAGGCUACAUGUGUCUCUAGGUUAGGAAUAGCUAUGCACUAAAGCUCAGGUGACAAUUGCAAUUUUUUUAUUAUAAUCUAUACUUCCUAAAUGGAUAAUAAACCACUGCAUCACAUUUAAACUGACCCUGUCACGUUUUACAUGCAUAGAAUGACAAUAAGCUGUCAUGGUAUCGAUUUUGGGGUACAGAGUGAUUAGGGGGAGCGGGGUGCGUGGUAGAAAUGUCCAAGUUACAAGUAAUGCCAAGUGUUUCUUACUUCAAAAAGCUAACUUGCCAAUUUGUAUUCAUAAUGGUAAAAGUUACUAUAGAGCCCUGGCUAAAAAAUGUGCAGUCGGCAGCCCAAUGAACCCCCACUAUGGGGAUCUUCAAUGUUUGACGUCUGAAAUACAACUGUUUAUUAACAGUAUAUGCCAUUAUUUUAUUUUUACAGGAGUGUUUGCAGCAGCAUUUGACUGUCAAAUUGAGUGGUUAAUUGUGAAAGGAAUAGCUGAUUAUGCAGAUGGGUCUCAGUUGGCUUCAGAGAGUUGGUCUUCCUGUGCCAGUGUGAUGGCAGCAUCUCUUGUUGCACACAUUUUGAGUGAGCCCUGUGUUUUUCAUUCAUGGCCACAUUAUCAAGGUCAGUAACAUUUCUCUUUAAGUUAUGUCCCUUUUAGGCAUGUUGUUUUAUGGAAUCUAGGGUGGGUUACUUCCUUGAUGCCACGAUGAGCUUAACACUACAUGACAGUAUGGGGUGUGUGUCACAAACACCGGUUAAUACAGACAACAGACACUUUUCUCUGUCCUGAGUCACAAACUCUAAUACAUUAUCGUCAACCUCGUUUUACGGACACUGGUUACCUGCGCGCUGCCUAUGACUGAAUAUCUUAGCAGUGAAAACCUAACAGAAAAAGCAUACGACCUUUCAAGGGUUCUGUCUAAUACACAGUCCACCUGGCCGAGUAGCAAACUAAACCCCGUCAGUACAAAAAGUAAAGUUGCGUAUUCCAAUCAUUCCACUGCCGUGUUUCAAGAACAAGGUAAUUUUCAAGGUAAUUACAGAGAGAGACCAUUAUGGGGAAUGUUCGGGAGUUUUCUUCAGGAUGAACUUGUUAAUGUUACAGUUGAGAAAUUAGACAACGUUCUCUUUAAAACGUCUGCUUUAGUCUUUAUAUCGAUAAGCAUGUGUUUUGACGUUUUUUUCCUAACUACCCGCUCAAUACGGACACCUGGAUAAUAUGUACACUGUGGCAUGUCCUUUUCGUGUCCUUAUUAAUCCGGGUUCCACUGUUUCUGUUUUUAAGUACACUGUACAUGGCUUUUUUCUUAAAUCAGGGGCACCCAACGAGAAUAUAGUUCAAAACCACUUAAAAAUAGAAUUGUUGAACGUAUUUUAGUAUUUAAACGGUAGAUAUAGGCAUAUUUUUAUCCCCUAAAAAUUUUUCAUCUGUUCGGAUUUCCUAGCUGAAAGUCAAGUGAUCCGAAAAUUAUAGGGAUCAAAACUUACCUUUUCGAAAAUUUUAGCCAGAAAAAAGGCUCCCGAAAAUUCUAGGUGACCUUUUUAGGGUAAAAAUCCGUUAAAAAUAGGCAAUUAUACCAUUUUUAAGAUGUCCGAAAAUCCGAAAAUCUAGGAGAGGCAGGCAAGCAAGAAAUUUUACAACAAAUGUUCCGAAAAUUCUAGAUCUCAAAUCGUCUUCCGAACAGAUAUUUUUCCGAAAAUUGUCGUUGGGUGCCCCUGUUAAAUGUAAGUGAGAGAUUUCUCUUUGUUGCAGAUAUAUCAGAGCAGGGCUCUGCCAGCAGAUCAAAGGAACAGUUACCAAGUCCCUCAGGUACCAAUUUAUAG
This is a messenger RNA of Porites evermanni, 4661 nucleotides long. NCBI's taxonomy places the organism in Eukaryota, Metazoa, Cnidaria, Anthozoa, Scleractinia, Poritidae. The record is from the annotation of a GenBank genome assembly.